Molecule: messenger RNA, 3849 nt
Organism: Onychostoma macrolepis
Lineage: Eukaryota; Metazoa; Chordata; Actinopteri; Cypriniformes; Cyprinidae
Exons: 17
Coding region: 1486-2781 (431 amino acids)
Source: RefSeq, a predicted model, not a curated record
CUCCUACCGACAGCAAUUUACAGCUCUGAUACACGCUUAAAUCCUACAUUUACAACGGAAACAGCCAACGUAUUAAUGAAACUUCCUAAACUUUUCUCAUAGACAAUUUUCUUUGACUCGUGAUACUGAGAAGACUGAGAUGAUGUUACUUUUUGGAAAACACCAAAAAGAGACAUUUGCUUUGAUUCACGAUGCGGAGCAGGCAGAGGUUACUAUUAUCAACAAAAGACAUAAAAUGGUUCAUGCUGGAAUAACUGAUAAAUCAAAAGGAAAUUUGUUUGAGUAUAAAAUCAUCAGUACAUUGUCAAGUUGGAUGAAAAGAGCUCUUGUUAACAUUUUUUGGACACAUAUGUAGGGAAGAUGUAAUGUGUUCUCCCGUCCUUUGGGGGGAGCUGUGUGUUGUUUCUCAUUAGGGGAGUGAGCCCUCCUUUUCACCCACAGUUCUAUUUCCUUUGUGAAAAGGCUGUCACCAGUCUGUUCUGCUGUGAGAGUGACUGUGUGGAGAAAGGAGCCUAAUAAAAGAAAGCUGCUCUGUUUGACUCAACGAUUUUGGUGUCCUCCUCAUUCACCCCUCACCUCAACACAACGCAGAGACAUUUGGGGGAGCACACCGACGAAGAGGGUUACAUCUUUGGUGCCGUGACCCGGAUCGUUGGUUUUCAUGUCAACGGAAGCUGUCACCAGUCUGUUCUGCUGUGAGAGUGACUGUGUGGAGAAAGGAGCCUAAUAAAAGAAAGCUGCUCUGUUUGACUCAACGAUUUUGGUGUCCUCCUCAUUCACCCCUCACCUCAACACAACGCAGAGACAUUUGGGGGAGCACACCGACGAAGAGGGUUACACAUAUAACAGACAUGGCUCCUUUCGGAUCUGUGAGACCACGCCAAUGUUGAUGUGGACCAACAAAUUCUCACACAGCUCUCUGUAAUGACACGCUGAGUCCUUCAAGUUUCGCGGAGUCCCCUGACGGAGAAGUUCAGGUGCAUGAUUGAUGACUGUGAAGAUGGCAGACUGAAAAAAGGCAUAGAGUUGGAAGCAGCUAUUCUGCUCUUGCCUGCUCUGUUCAAGGAGGACCCGGGGUUGCUGUUGGGAGUUGAGGGCCAUUCUCAGACCAGCCCAUCCCAACACCUAAGAUGAAGCUUAAAGGCUGUAGGGAGGGUCAUCUCGUGCAGUAUGAUCACAUUGUGCUCACGUUGGAUGGACAGUUAAUCACAGAGGAGAGCGAGGACAUCUCGACGGGACUGGGACUCCUGUGUGUAUUUUGUGUUUGGAAUCCAGUAUCCUAAAGCAGCGGUUCUCAAUUCCAGUCCUGCCGACCUGCCCCCACAUGUUUGCAUGUCUCACUUAUUUAACACACCUGAUUCAGAUCGUGAGCUCGUUAGAAAAGAGCUCCAUGAAUGAACUGUGCUCUGACUGACAUGGUCCCACAGUGUCCCUACCCGGAACAUUCAUUCACAGAUUUACACUACUUCCUGUCACUGCAAACAGAUGCUGAGUAUUUGGACCCUCCUUGCAACUGCUGUUUGUGCAGUGUCAGUCUCUGCAAUAUCUCAGAGGCUUGUAAUCCACGGCCAUCAGUUUACUCUGGAUCUUCCUGAGAGGACAAAGAGGUUGGAGUUUGUUAGUGCUGAUGAGCAUGAAGAACUUACUAUCUGGGAAAGACAGCACAAAAGCUUUUCUUUCCGGCUAAGUAAACCCAGUAAAGGUGAAGUGAGCAACACCACAAAGGGCUGGACGUUCAGAAUCAGACAUGUUACGUUUGACGAUCAGGGAAACUACACCCUGUACAACUUUGAUUUAACUAUCUCCAGUUAUAUAGUGAAGGUCCAGACCAGAAGAAGAGUCAUUGAUCGUAUCGCAGGUGAAACUCUGAACAUAUCUCUGGCAGGACUCAAGCAGAGUGAUGCCACACUUCACUUUUACAGGAAUUAUUCAUCUGUCACUCUGGUGGAGAAUGGAGUUCCUGUGGGACGGAACCACCCAGACUACAUCAACCGGCUUAAAGUGAACAGCGAAACCAUUCAGAUUCUCCAUGUAAAUGUAUCAGAUUUAGGCAGAUACGAGCUCACUGAUCUCAAAAGAAGAGUCGUCUUAAACAAUACAAUGAAACUAGUUGAUAAAUAUAAAUAUAACUUUAAGCCUAAAAAACGUCUCCUAGCUCUGCUGCUGCUUGGGAUUCCUGGAGCAAUCUGGUACCGCUACAGAAAGAGAAUCUGCAAAAGCUGCCGGACAUCUAAAUCACACACACAAACAGAGCAGUCCAACACCGAACCAGUGUCUAUACCUUGCAGCAACACUGUGACUGUUCCUGUUGGUCCUGUAGGUCCUGGGGACCCUGGCCAGGGCUACUUCGCUGGUUAUCCACCUCAUCCAGAUCAAGGUCAGAUUCAUUAUCCUUAUCCACCAGAGUCGAGUGGACAACCUGCUGUUCCUCCUAACCCUGGCUUUUAUCCUGUGUAUGUGCCUCAAAACCCUGUCUAUCCUCCUGACUUUGGACCUGGACUUCCCCCUGCUCAGCCGCCCCAGUGGAAUGCCCCUCCACCCCAGUAUAACCCUUCUGCACCUGUGAACUAUACGCCAGUAAUGAACAGAGCUCCUCCUGGGCCUGAACCCACAGGGAUGAAUAUGAAUGAAUUGCCGCCAACUGCCCCACUGCUCACACCUCAGCCUGCGUCGCAGCCAGCUGUUAUGAGCAGCAUUUCCACGGAUGUCCUUAACUCCAGUGACUCUGGUGUCCAGUUUGACAUAAACAAAGGAAAGUCUUCUGGCAGCAACUUCCUGUAGUUGCUCCAAAAUCCUGAAUUAUCACUUCAAGGGAUAUAGAAACAAACACUUAGCUGUUUGCUAAGUGUUAUAUGCUACGCCCUCUUCUGAAGACGGGGUGGGAAUAUGCAGCUCAUUUGCAUUUAAAGUGAUGCACACCAAAACAGCUCUUUUGUAGUUACGCCCCAACAAUGACAUUUUCCAGAUGUUUUAAUAAAUGAUCUGUGGGGUAUUUUGAGCUGAAAUGUCACAUUCUGGGGACACCCAAGACGAAUAUUACAUCUUGUAAAUAUGGGCAUAAUAGGUGCCCUUUUAAAGUCACAUGAUAUUUGGACAAAGGAAUAAGGAUUCACCCUCUGAAUGGGCAACGCCCAUUGUUGACAGACAUGUAUAUUGAAGUACCAUAAAAACGCCAAUCAAUAUCCGUAAACACUGUCACUAUUGACAGUAGUGUAUUUACUUUUUUGUCAAUUUUUAUGCAUAUGCAGUCUCCAGAGAGGUGUAGAGUUGUGCAACAACAAAAACCUGUAACCUGAGAAAACUAAAAUAUACAAUGUUAUUUUUAUUUACCUGCUUAAACAGCAUCAUGUAAAGCCCAGGAAUCUGACACGUGUGAAAACAUUACAGGAUUUAUGGCUAAUAUAGUUAAAUACAUAUAAUGCAUGUUACUAUUAAUGCAUGUAAGUGAAUUUAAAUGUAUUAACAUAGUGCUUCAGAGAAUUUUCUCAACUAUCAUGCCAGUAGCUGCAUUUCUUUAGGGCAUUUUCAUAGUGCUGUUAGUUAGCUGCAAUAAAACAAAUGCUGCAAACAAAACAUUUAUACUUGAAUCUUGAUCAUAUGUGUAAAAUAGUGACAUUUUAUAUUAUGAUUCAUGUUGUAGUUGAACAUAGAUGCCUUAUUUUAACUGCCCUUCAUAUCUCAAUGGAUAUCGAGACAAUAAAAAGGCCUACCAUUGUUCUUUAAUAAGAUAAAAUACUGCUACCAAUUUCUGCACCAGAAUUGCAUUUACUGUUCAUAUUCUAUAUUCUCAUUUUUUUUUUAAAUUAUUUUGUCUGACAUAUAGUGCCAACUAGCAACGUCAUUUCCCUU